GCCCCUGCAGUUCCAUGUCAUCCGUCAAACGUCAAACCAAAUGACACGACCAUAACAGUUCCGCUUAAUUUACAAAUGAUUCCGUUACGAGUGACGUCCGUUCGCCCCAUUUUCAUGCAUAAAAACGCCUCGCACCGCCCUCCUAGUGCUCACUUCCGUCAAUAAAAGAAUGACGUGAAUGUUGACAUAACCUCAAAGUGUACCAUGUAAAACUGCCUCAUCGUAACAAUGAUGAAGAAACUAACAGGUACGUUCCGGUACACGCAGUGGGACCCUUGGCUCAUUAUCUCGCAGAUAGUGUCAGUGCAAUGUAUUUUGUACGUGUCUCUGGGGCUUAUUCUGGCCCUUCUGGGGACCUUGGUGGGUGAUACGAGGUCUCUGGAUCACAUUUUCGAAUAUCAUGAGAUUCAAGUACGGGAUUUUGGUGGCCGUAUGGUGAUCACGGCCUUUGUGAUUAAUGCGCUGGUGGGCGCCGUCACGUUGUGGUACAUCGUAGAACGAACCAAACAGUGCAUGGACUUCAGCUGCACUUGGCACUUCAUCCACCUGCUCAUCUGCUGGGGCUACAAUGGCAGUUUUCCGACCACUUUCUCCUGGUGGGCCUUAAACGUGGCCUGCGCUACUCUGAUGUGCGUCUGUGCGGAAUUUCUGUGCCUAAGAACUGAACUGAAAGCGAUUCCACUCUCAUUAGGUCCUAAAACAGACUUGUGAAACAAUUGUGAUAUUUUGUAAUAGAGAUUUAGGUGCCAAUUUUUGUAAAAAGUGUAAAGACGACCUUAAAAAAAGUAUUUAUUUAGGUCUACAUCCAUCAGCCACCUAAUAACUGUAAAAAUUAACGCAAAUAAAUUUCGUAACAAUU
This is a messenger RNA of Zophobas morio, 859 nucleotides long. RefSeq names its product protein SYS1 homolog (gene Sys1). The record is from RefSeq and is a predicted model, not a curated record. The transcript has 3 exons. Gene Ontology annotation, cellular component: trans-Golgi network; Golgi membrane. Gene Ontology annotation, biological process: protein localization to Golgi apparatus; Golgi to plasma membrane protein transport; Golgi to endosome transport. The coding region runs from base 229 to 711 and encodes 160 amino acids. Lineage: Eukaryota; Metazoa; Arthropoda; Insecta; Coleoptera; Tenebrionidae.